AUGUAUACCCUCAAUUUGCGGUCACUUCCCACCGCCAUUGGGGCACUUUCAAUACUUCAAUGGCUUCAUCCUGUCGCUGCUGUACCUCCACCGCCAGACACCUUGUGGGGGAUAUCACCACCCCUCGACUAUAGCGAUGUUCUCUACGCAGGCUGGGACCCGAUUCCAGUUGAGAAGGAAAUUCAGAUAUAUAAUGGAGUAGCUGAGAAUCGCACUUAUGCUCACCACCCGGAGCUUUUUGCUGUCGGCUCAAACGUCUUUCUGAUUUACUCCUCUGCCCCUGUGGAUGAGGACAGCAUGGGCCAAGACGUCUGGAUUUCGACUUCAAAGGACAGCGGCCAGACUUGGAGCCCGGGUAAGAGCCUCAUGCCGGCCGCAUUACUUCCCAAUCAGACAGAGACAUACAAUUGGAAGUACUGGUGCGAUCGUGGUAUCGCUCAGCGCGCAUGGCAGGCUCUAUCUUUCGUGCACUUUGAAGACGGCGAGCUAUAUGCAAUUGGACAGUCUGGGAGCCGAUGGUGUCCGGGCCGGUGGAUGACGGCUGGUCGCAUUGCUGUCAGGAUAUCUCUCGAUGGAGAACCGCUUGAUGAUCCCUGCUGGUUGGAGAAGAACGAAUACACCAAAUCGCAACUGUAUGUGGAGACUGUUUACGGCACCAAAUACGGCAUGAAGAACUGCCCUCGAGCAUGUCAGAUCAAUGCCGUCUUGCGCAAGCCAGAUGAGGCACCUGCAUGGUCACCGUGGCUGUACAAUAAUGGACUCUACGCCGCUGACGGCAAGCAUCAGAUGGAGGAGCAGACUUUCGCCGUUUGGCACGAUGACAGUGACUCACCUACUGGAGGAUAUUGGCAACGUCACUGGCGGGACAUCACUACUGAAAAGGAUAACACGCACUCUGUUUGGGUUGAGUACAACGAAGAUGUAAACGGCGAAGGAUGGUACCCGAAGGUGAAGAAUCAGACCGGGAACAAGAUCUACCAGACCAAUAUUCGUGACGCCAAGACGAAACAAUUCCUUGGGCAGAUCGACGGCUCUGGCGACAGAUUUCUACUCUCGAAUCCUCGAUACAACGCCGCAGACCCUCAACGCCAGCCAUUGACACUUGCUGUCUCGCGAGGGAAGGAUCAGACGUAUAGAGCAAUUGGUGUCUUGCGUACCAAUGCGACAAAGGAGAUUGUGCCAGAUACCAGAGAUGGAAUCAAGAAUCGUGCGCAUGGAUUCAGCUAUCCAACUGCUGUGCAGGUGGGUGACAAGUUGCUUGUCGCCUACAGUGAGAAUAAGGAAAAUGUCUGGGUUAGUAUAGUUGAUAUCGCUGCGCUGCCAAAGGAGGGGGACGGUAAGCAGUAA
Messenger RNA from Colletotrichum truncatum, 1347 nucleotides. RefSeq names its product bnr repeat domain-containing protein. The record is from RefSeq and is a predicted model, not a curated record. NCBI's taxonomy places the organism in Eukaryota, Fungi, Ascomycota, Sordariomycetes, Glomerellales, Glomerellaceae.